Notothenia coriiceps (black rockcod) is the source of this 1027-nucleotide messenger RNA. RefSeq names its product adenine phosphoribosyltransferase (gene aprt). The annotation marks the transcript as partial. Gene Ontology annotation, molecular function: adenine binding; AMP binding; adenine phosphoribosyltransferase activity. Gene Ontology annotation, biological process: adenine salvage; AMP salvage. The transcript is spliced from 4 exons. Gene Ontology annotation, cellular component: cytoplasm. NCBI's taxonomy places the organism in Eukaryota, Metazoa, Chordata, Actinopteri, Perciformes, Nototheniidae. The record is from RefSeq and is a predicted model, not a curated record.
UGCAGGGAUAUCUGUCCAAUCCUGAAGGAUCCAGCAGCUCUGACAGCUGUGACCGAUCUGUUUGAAGAACAUGUGAGGAAGAACCACCCGCAGGUGGAUCUGAUCGUGGGUUUGGAUGCUCGUGGUUUCCUGUUUGGUCCUCUGCUGGCUCAGAGGCUAGGUGUUGGAUUUGUCCUAGUCAGAAAGAUCGGCAAACUGCCCGGGAGCACUGUGUCUGUGGCGUAUGAUCUGGAGUAUGGAAAGGCAGAGGUGGAGGUCCAGGAGGACGGCGUGGCUCCAGGACAGAAGGUUCUUCUGAUUGAUGACCUUUUGGCCACUGGAGGGACAUUGUGCGCAGCCUGUGAGCUGAUGAAGAAGCAGCAGGCUGAUAUUCUGGGAUGCAUGGUGGUCAUCGAGCUCAAGGAGCUGAACGGCAUCGACAAACUGAAACCACACCAGGUGUUCUCCCUGCUGCAGUACUGAGGAGUGCUGCAGACAGACCUGGGAUCAGGCCAAGCUCUUUACUGAAAUGAACACGGCUGCACAAAGAAAGUUAACAUGUUGUCUUUGUAAUAAAAGACAGGUACUUCCAGUGUCUCCAUCAGCAAACAGGAAAGCUCUUCAUCUUAAAAUUCACAUUUUUUGUCAUUUCAAUCACAUACUGUUUUGCAAUUCCAGUAAGCACUUAAAUAUAUAUAUUUUUAAAUGGUCAUUUAUUCACACAUCUGUUAAUGCUUUAUUGCAUACAUUUUUAACCAUUUAUUUGACAGGAUUCAAAGGGUCUUAACAUCUGUACUCAGUGAUAAGUAUUUUGAAGAUAUCCAAACAUGGCCUUCUUUCAAUGUUUUCAAUCGUAGUACCUGUGACCACUGUUCUCCUUACUAAUGCAGCUGUCCUGUGAUAAGCAUGUCAUUUUAAUGUUCACAACCUUUGUCCUUAAUGUAUCACUUUUAUCACACACAUGGUAAUGUAAGAAGUCUAUAAUGAUACCAUUUAUCUGACUGAUAUUUUUGCAUUUAUAAAAGCUAGAAACUAAUUGAUCAACUAC